CCCUCCACCCGCCGCGUCCCAGGGCCGGCGAGCAGCCGCAGCAGCGUCGAGAGGACGGCCUGAGGGCCCGAGGGGACGGCCCGAGGGACGGCGGGGCUGGCGGAGGCGGCUCCCGGGGCCGCGGCCCUGCCCAGCGCCGGCUCCUCUCCGCGCCUGGUUGGUGCCGGCGGGGCCGGGGGCGCGGCCAGGCCGGGGCCGGCCCGGUAAAGCGGCGGAGCGGGCGCGGCGGCCCCGCACCAUGGAGGGGCACCUGGCUCGCUGCAAGAUCGUGGUGGUGGGGGACACGCAGUGCGGCAAGACGGCGCUGCUGCACGUCUUCGCCAAGGACUGCUACCCCGAGAGCUACGUGCCCACCGUCUUCGAGAACUACACGGCCAGCUUCGAGAUCGACAAGCAGCGCACGGAGCUCAACAUGUGGGACACCUCAGGCUCAGCCUAUUACGACAACGUGCGGCCCUUGGCCUACCCCGACUCGGACGCUGUGCUCAUCUGCUUUGACAUCAGCCGCCCCGAGACCCUGGACAGCGUGCUCAAGAAGUGGCAAGGGGAGACACAGGAGUUCUGCCCCAACGCCAAGAUCGUGCUGGUGGGCUGCAAGCUGGACAUGAGGACAGACCUGAACACCCUGCGGGAGCUCUCCAAGCAGCGCCUCAUCCCCGUGACACACGAGCAGGGCAGCGCGCUGGCACGGCAGAUUGGGGCGGUGGCCUACGCAGAGUGCUCCUCCAAGGUGUCGGAGAACAGCGUGCGGGACGUGUUCCAUGUGACCACGCUGGCCUCGGUCAACAGGGUGCACAAGAACCUCAAACGCAGCAACUCCAAACGGGGACUGAAGCGGGCGUCACAGAUGCCUGGCAGGACAGACUUCCUGAGUGACACAGAGAUCAGGAAAGACCGAGCCAAGAGCUGCUCCAUCAUGUGAAAAAUGGGCUGUAAAUAACGUGUGUGUGUUGUCCAUUUGUACAGUAACUGGCUGAGACAAGGGCGUGGUGCUGGCUGCAGGAGCUAGCCUGCCUUUCCAAAGCCUUUUUCUCAGUCUCUAGGGCUGAGCAAAGGUGCCAGCUGCAAGCAGGGCUGCACGAGUUGCCCUGCACUGUGGAGAAUUCUGGGCUGGCUGCUGCUGUGCAGAUUGCUUGGGAUGAAGGAACCACUUGGCAGAGGAGUAUUCGGGUGCUGGAAGGUCUGUGACUGGGUGAAACAAAGUCAAAGGGAGCAAUGUGUGUGUGUGUGUGCCACCCUCCUGUACCCGCAGCCCAGGCCCUGCCCCUGUGCAGCUGUACAGCACACACAGUGUGGGCUGGGGGCUGCGUGGGACCUGGGCUGGAGGUAGGAGGGGGAUUGUGAGCAGCAGAGUGUGAUCAGGAGAAGGUAUUCUUCCAAUCUUCCUUCAGAAGGGAAAUGAUGUUUGAGGUGAUGCUGCCCUCGGCCAGGUUGGACAGCAAGGCCAAGGAAGGUGCAGGUCUGGGCCAGAGCUGGGAGGGAGGGAGGCUGGGAAGGAACCUUAACCUGAUGAGACACCACAGCACUUCACCUCCUGCAAAGAAAAUAGGCAGAUGUCUCUUCCCACAGCAAUUCAGAUACUCAAACUGCAAUUGAAACGCAGCUGAGUGGAUCUGGCUCCACGGGAGAGGUGUAUCCCACUAGAUGCAUCCUGAGAAUGGUGGUUCCCUUCAGCAAGCAAAUGCCCCUGGGGAGCUUUGCUGACACCUGGGCACUCCCUGGGCUCUCCCCCUGACCUGCACACACAGCUCCCAGCAAUAACUGCAAUAACAAUCCAUAUCCUGCUCCCCACCCACUUCCAGCUGCAGAUUGUGUUGCAUGGUGCUGUGUUUGUCUGGUAUCGAUGGGAAAAAUGCCUUUAUGCAUAUCUGCACCCUGUCUCUGCUGUGGCAGUGGGAGAGGAGGUGCUCCCUGCCCUUGUGCCUUGCUGUCUGGCCUCCUCCCAGCAUCUCCCAUUGCUUCUGCUGCUGCCCCCUCUGAAUGCCUUUGAUGACAGUAUUAGCCUGGGCUUAAUGUCACAUGGACACUUUAUGGAAAAAUAGAAUCUGCUCUGUUGCCAGAUCCAGCUGUGUCUGUGGGCUACAGGAAAAAUAAACAUGAUUGGAAAA
This is a messenger RNA of Pyrgilauda ruficollis (rufous-necked snowfinch), 2108 nucleotides long. It is a transcript of the gene RND2, whose product is annotated as Rho family GTPase 2. Gene Ontology annotation, biological process: small GTPase-mediated signal transduction. The coding region runs from base 239 to 922 and encodes 227 amino acids. The transcript has 5 exons. The record is from RefSeq and is a predicted model, not a curated record. Gene Ontology annotation, molecular function: GTP binding; GTPase activity. NCBI's taxonomy places the organism in Eukaryota, Metazoa, Chordata, Aves, Passeriformes, Passeridae.